This is a messenger RNA of Episyrphus balteatus (marmalade hoverfly), 788 nucleotides long. RefSeq lists its product as uncharacterized. Lineage: Eukaryota; Metazoa; Arthropoda; Insecta; Diptera; Syrphidae. The transcript has 2 exons. The record is from RefSeq and is a predicted model, not a curated record. Bases 1 to 765 code for a protein of 254 amino acids.
AUGUUAGAAAAGAGAGAGAUUCAUAUUCAACAACGGCGAAUUGGCAUCAAUAACACAGCAACAGCAUCAGCCAGCAUCACAUCACAUUCUCACCCACUCGAACAGCCCCCAUCUGAAUAUGCCAAGAUAUGCACUCAAAUUAUUUUACUCAAAUUAUUUGUAGUAUCAUUCGCUUUUUUGGCAAUUGCUGCUGCUGCUGUUGCACCAAGCAGUGAAUACUUACCACCUGGUGAGGAACCAUCCAGUGAAUAUUUACCACCUUCUGCUGAAACUAAACUUGCUGAAGAUGGAUAUCGUUACAAAACCAUUCGCAAGCUGAAAUAUAGACAUCGUCGGGAUGUUUCUAGUGAAUAUUUACCACCAUUGUCCGAGCCAAUAGUUGAGUAUUUGCCUCCAGUUGCUGAUACCAAAGUCGCUGAUGAUGGAUAUCGCUACAAGACUGUCCGCAAGCUUAAAUACCGCGCUCGUCAUCGUCGUGAUGUUAGUGAACUGCCAUCUAAUGAAUAUUUACCACCAGUUGAAGAUGCUGUAGCAGUUGCGGCAGCACCAGAAGUUAAGAGUGCUGAAUUAGCUAAAGAUGGAUACCGUUACAAGACUGUGCGUAAGCUCAAGUACAGAAAUCGUCAUCGUCGUGAAGCUGCUAAUGAAUACUUGCCACCAGCAGCAGAAGCUGAAGAAGUUGAAGAAGCUGAGCCAAAAAGUGCUGACUUAGCUGAAGAUGGUUAUCGUUACAAGACCGUUAGGCGUUUGAAAUAUCGUCAUUAAAAAUUUGAGUGAGCUACAUAAAU